Molecule: messenger RNA, 4884 nt
Organism: Puma concolor (puma)
Lineage: Eukaryota; Metazoa; Chordata; Mammalia; Carnivora; Felidae
Source: RefSeq, a predicted model, not a curated record
AUGCAAUUUCCACUGACCUUUCUUUUACACCUGGGGUUGCUCAGUUUCACGAAAGCCCAAGAUAAAUGCCACAGGAGCGCCUGUCAUGCUACCACCGGCGAUCUCCUGGUGGGUCGCAGUGCACAGCUCACGGCUUCUUCUACCUGCGGGCUGGAUGGAGCCCAGAAAUACUGCAUCCUCAGCUACCUUGAGGGGGAACAAAAAUGUUUCAUCUGUGACUCCAGAUUUCCCUAUGACCCAUAUACGCAAUCCCAGAGCCACACCAUUGAGAAUGUCAUUACAAGUUUUGAACCAGGGAGAGACAAGAAAUGGUGGCAAGCUGAAAACGGUCUUGAUCAUGUCAGCAUCAGAUUGGACCUAGAGGUGUUAUUUCAGUUCAGCCACCUUAUUCUGACUUUUAAGACUUUUCGGCCUGCUGCUAUGUUAGUUGAACGUUCCACAGACUAUGGACACACCUGGAAAGUGCUCAAAUAUUUUGCAAAAGACUGUGCUGCUUCCUUUCCCAAUAUCACUUCUGGCCAGGCCCAGGGAGUGGGAGACCUUGUCUGUGACUCCAAAUAUUCGGAUAUUGAACCCUCAUCUGGUGGAGAGGUCGUUUUAAAGGUUUUGGAUCCCAGGUUUGAAAUAGAAAACCCCUACAGCCCCUACAUCCAGGACCUUGUGACAUUAACAAACCUGAGGAUCAACUUCACCAAACUCCACACCCUGGGGGACACCUUGCUUGGAAGGAGGGAAAACGGUUCUCUGGAUAACUACUACUAUGCUCUGUCCAACAUGGUGGUUGGGGGCAGCUGUUUUUGCCACGGCCACGCUAGCGAAUGCAGCCCUGUGCAGAAAGUGCGGGGAGACGUUUUCAGCCCUCCUGGAAUGGUUCACGGCCAGUGUGUCUGUCAGCACCAUACAGAUGGCCCGAACUGCGAGAGGUGCAAGGGCUUCUUCCAGGACGUUCCGUGGAGGCCGGCAGCAGGCCUCCAGGACAGCGCAUGCAGAGCUUGUCGCUGCAACGGCCACUCGGACCGCUGUCACUUCGACAUGACCGCGUACCUGGCGAGCGGCGGCCGCAGCGGGGGCGUGUGCGAGGACUGCCAGCACCACACGGAAGGACAGCACUGUGACCGCUGCAGACCCCUCUUCUACAGGGACCCGCUCAGGGCCAUGUCCGAUCCUUACGCGUGCAUCCCUUGUGAAUGUGACCCGGACGGGACCUUAUCGGGUGGCAUUUGUGUGAGCCACUCUGAUCCUGCUUUGGGGUCUGUGGCCGGCCAGUGCUUGUGCAAGGAGAACGUGGAAGGAGCCAAGUGUGACCAGUGCAAGCCCAACCACCACGGACUGAGCGCCGCUGACCCCCUGGGCUGUCAGCCCUGCAACUGUAACCCCCUCGGGAGUCUGCCUCUCUCGGCCUGUGAUGUGGAGACUGGCCAAUGCGCAUGCCAGUCAUUUGCCACCGGACCACACUGUGAAGAGUGCACUGUUGGAUACUGGGGACUGGAAAAUCACCUCCAUGGAUGUUCUCCCUGUGAUUGUGACAUUGGAGGUGCUUAUUCCAACGUGUGCUCCCCCAAGGAUGGCCAGUGUGAAUGCCGCCCGCACAUCACUGGCCGCAGCUGCACUGAAUCAGCCCCCGGCUACUUCUUUGCUCCUUUGGAUUUCUAUCUCUACGAGGCAGAGGAAGCCACCCCUCUCCAAGGACUUGCACCUUUGGGCUCAGUGACUUUUGGCCAGGUGCCUGCUGUUCACGGUGUUUUCCGAGAACCGGUUCCUGGAAGCCCUACUGCGUGGACUGGACCUGGAUUUGCCCGGGUUCUCCCUGGGGCUGGCUUGAGAUUUGCCGUCGACCACAUUGCCCUUCCCAUGGACUUCACCAUCGCCAUUCGCUAUGAGAUUCAGCCCGCAGCCGACUGGGCUGUCAAGAUCCUGGUUAACCCCCUCGGAAAGAGCAAGCACUGUCCACGUGAGACCCCAUGGCCACGACCUCAGUCCUUCCCUUUACCGGCGACUUCCAGAAUCGUGCUGCUUCCCACGCCCAUCUGUUUAGAACCAGAUGUACAAUAUUCCAUCGACGUCUAUUUUUCCCAGCCUUUGGAAGGUGGGGCCCACGCUCAUUCACACAUCCUGGUUGAUUCACUUAGUCUGAUUCCCCAGAUCAAUUCACUGGAGAAUUUCUGCAGCAAGCAGGAUUUGGAUGAAUAUCACCUGCACAACUGUGUUGAAAUUGCCUUGAAAACAGGACCUCAGAUGCUCCCGGGUGCGUGUGAAAGGCUCAUAGUGAGCAUGUCUGCCAGGCUAAACAAUGGGGCAGUAGCCUGCAAGUGUCACCCCCAGGGCUCGGUGGGGCCCAACUGCAGCCGGCUUGGGGGCCAGUGCCAGUGUAAGCCCCACGUGGCCGGGCGCUGCUGUGACAGGUGCUCCACAGGAAGCUACGGUUUAGGACAUCAUGGCUGCCACCCAUGUCACUGCCACCCUCAAGGCUCAAAGAGCGCUGUAUGUGACCAAAUAACGGGACAGUGCGCCUGCCGGGGGGAGGUGGCUGGCCUCCGUUGUGAUCGGUGCCUGGCAGGCUACUUUGGAUUUCCCAACUGCCGCCCUUGCCUUUGUAAUGGUUUCGCUGAACUUUGUGAUCCAGAGACAGGGUCAUGCUUCAAUUGCGGGGGUUUUACAACAGGAAGAAACUGUGAAAGGUGCAUCAAUGGUUACUAUGGGGAUCCUCCUUCAGGACACUCCUGCCGUCCCUGCCCGUGUCCGGAUGUUCCCUCAAGUAAUCAGUAUUUUGCUCAUUCCUGUUAUCAGGAUCCUUGGAGCUCAGAUGUGAUCUGCAAUUGUCUUCAAGGUUAUGCAGGUACACAAUAUAGGUGUUCCUGCCAUCCUUCCGGUGUGACUCCUGCUGCGUGUCCCCCUGGUCAGGGAGCUUGCCUCUGUGACCCCAACACUGGCACAUGUCCUUGUCUCCCCAACGUCACAGGCCAGACCUGUGACCGUUGUGCUGACGGAUACUGGAAUCUGGUCCCUGGCAGAGGAUGUCAGCCAUGCAACUGCGACCCCCGGACCUCUCACAGUGGCCACUGUGACCAGCUUACAGGCCAGUGUCCGUGUAAAUUAGGCUACGAUGGGAAACACUGCAGUGAGUGCAAGGAAAAUUAUUAUGGUGAUCCACUGGGGCGAUGCCUUCCAUGUGACUGCAACACAGAAGGUACCCAGAAGCCCGUCUGUGACCAGAACACAGGCAGGUGCCGCUGUCGGGAGGGUGUGAGCGGCCCUCGCUGCGAUCGCUGUGCCCGGGGUCACGGCCAGGAAUUCCCUGCCUGUCUUCCGUGUCACCGGUGCUUUGAUCAGUGGGACCGUGCUGCUGCUUCCCUCUCCAAAGCAGUGCAAGGGUUAAUUGGGCUGGCUGCUAACACGGAAGAUAAAACAGAGACCCUGCUUGUCUGUGAGGCCGACUUCAAAGGCCUCAGAGAGAACAUGUCUGAAAUAGAAAGGAUUUUAAAACAUCCUGUUUUCUCAUCUGGGGAAUUCUUAAAAGCCAAGGAUUAUCAAGACUCUGUUCGGGAACAAAUCAUGCAGCUAAGUCUGCAACUGAAAGCAGUACAUGAAUUUCAAGAUCUGAAAGAAACAAUGGUCAGAAUGAAGAACGAGGCAGACCUCUUACUUGAAGAUCUUUGGAAAGAAAUUGAUUUGCGCUCCCGGGCCCAUACUGCAAACAUCAUGGAUCCCUCAGAGACUAUCAAGAAGCAUUAUCAGAGGUCAUCAUCUGCUGAAAAGAAAGUUACUGAAACCACUUCUAUCAUAAAAAACUCUGAAAAAACCAGGAAUGACUUACAUAGCAUGUUUGAUACGCUAAGCUCAAAAGAAAACUUGUCAUUGGAAAAAUUAAAGCAGAUUACAGUCCCGGAUAUCCAAAUACUGAUUGAAAAGGUGUGUGGGGUACCAGGGGACAUGCCGUGCGUGCUUCCGUCCUGUGGGGACCCCAGCUGCCGUGGCUCCCGGACCCUCUCCGGCCAUGCCCUCCAGCAAGCUCAGGAAGCAGAGUCUGUGAUUCAUAAUUUGAGCGACCAGGUUCAAGGUUGGAAGAAUCAGGAAAAUGUGCCUCCGGAGGACAUAGAGAAGGUUGCAAAUCGUGUACUUGACAUCCAUCUACCAAUAGCAUCACAAAAUCUAACCCGUGAACUUGACAAGAUACGAAAACUGAUGCAGCUCUGUGAGGACAACGGAACAGAUGCGGGCAGGCUAAAUAAAGCGGCAGACGAAGCCCGAAAGGUUUUGUUGAAAGCAAAGGGAGCUGAAAAAGCAGCAAAUGUUCUAUUAAAUCUUGACAAAACGCUGAAUAGAUUGCAACAAGUUCAAACCACCCAAGGACGGAUAAAUUCUGCCAUCACACAGCUGACUGCAGAGAUAACAAAAAUUAAAAAGAACACCGUGCAGGCUGAAAAGGAAGCCAAGGACACCGAGAACAAGCUGGACUCAGCAAAGCAGCAGUCGGUGCUGGAAGCUGGACUCUCCCAGCUGCGGACCACGUUGCAAAGGAACAGGGGGAGAGCGGCCCGCGUGAGAGCUCAGGCUGCAUCGGCCCAACGCCAAGCUGGGGGCCUUGAACAGGAGUUUGCAGAGCUAAACAACCAAUAUGCUGUUCUUCAGCAUAAGACAAGUGCUACAGGACUGACAAAGGUAACAUUAGAGAAAGUGGAACAGCUAAAAGAGGCAGCAGAAAAACUGGCCACAGAUACAGAAGACAAGAUAAGAAGAAUAGCAGAUUUAGAAAAGAAGAUCCAAGAUUUGAAUCUGAGUAGACAAGAAAAAGCUGACCAACUGAAAGAGUUGGAAGAUCAAGUUGUUGCCAUUAAAAAUGAGAUUGUUGAGCGAGAAAAUAAAUAUGCCGCUUGCUACAGUUAG